Xenopus laevis (African clawed frog) is the source of this 5180-nucleotide messenger RNA. It is a transcript of the gene tmem168.L, whose product is annotated as transmembrane protein 168 L homeolog. Bases 361 to 2463 code for a protein of 700 amino acids. Gene Ontology annotation, cellular component: nuclear membrane. The record is from RefSeq and is a predicted model, not a curated record. The transcript is spliced from 6 exons. NCBI's taxonomy places the organism in Eukaryota, Metazoa, Chordata, Amphibia, Anura, Pipidae.
AGCGUGACGUCACCGUCUCGCGAGAUUAGACCUGUGACGCCAGGAUUCGAUUUCCGGAAGAGUUGGACAGGUAUACUUUGAUUGCACUGCGGGACUUUUAAACGACGGCCCGGGACUGGAGUGGCGUUUUGAAAUAGGGUUGAGUCUAUUGGUGCUAUGUAUUCACUGGUAUAUCUGGAUCAAGUGUGAAAUGUGUAGUUCAUACAUGUCAUCACUCUAAAUAAAGUCUACCAAUGUAGAAUGACAUGUGCAGGAGGCCAGUUGGUAAAAUGGUGCAAAUAAGAAACAAAUAUCGAAUAAUUUGCCAUUCUGGAUAAGAAACUGAAUUUUAUCUUCAAGUUCCAGCCAAAAUCUGUUUACAUGUGCAGGUCACUUCGAUAUUGUGUUAGUCACUGUCUUUAUACAGCAAUGACAAGGCUAGAAGAAGCUAAUAGGGAGGUCAACAUGUAUUCUUCAGUAAGAUAUUUGGGCUAUUUGGCUCGAAUUAGCUUGCUAGUUGCCAUAUGUAUGGGCCUGUAUGUCAGAUGGGAGAAGACAGCAGAUUCAUUGAUACUAGUAAUAUUUAUUUUGGGUCUAUUCAUCCUUGGAAUUGCAAGCAUUCUAUACUAUUAUUUUUCAAUGGAAUCAGCCAGUUUGAGUCUUUCCAAUCUGUGGUUUGGAUUUCUACUUGGACUUCUCUGCUUUAUCGACAGUUCAAAGUUUCAGCAUGAUGUAAAAGAAGAAGCUACAAAAUACUUGCUUGUUUCCUCCAUAAUCAUCAAAACUCUGUGUGCUUUGGUGGAGAGAAUUUGUGGUUGUGUUCGACACCGGCCAACUCUCUUGACAUCUUCUGAGUUUUUAGAACUGGUUGGUUUUGCAAUUGCCAGUACCAUUAUGCUGGUACAAAAGUCUCUUAGCAUUAUCCUGCUAGUUGCAGCAUUGGCUAUGAUCAUAAUUGACCUGCGCAUGAAAUCCUUUCUGUCUAUUGCAAUACUAGUUGUUUUUGCAUCAAUUACUCCAGAGUUAUUUUUCAGAUCUUUGGAUAUUCAUGUAAACCCAUAUGCCCUGUCUUGCUUUUUCUUCUGUAUUAUAAGCAACCCGUUUCUUGACGUAUAUUUCAGUGGACUGUCUGUUACAGAAAGAUGGAAACCAUACUUGUACCGUGGAAAAUUUUGUAGAAGGUUUUCUGUUAUUUCCAUUGGAUUGGUUGAACUUGUGUUUUUUGUGUUUGCGGCUUUAAAACUGGGCGACUUAAAACUUUGGUAUUUUGUCAUUCCUGGAUUCUCCAUCUUUGGGAUAUUUUGGCUGAUCUGUCACAUAAUAUUUUUGAUUACCCUUUGGGGAUUCAAUACCAAACUCAACGAGUGUCAUAAAGUAUAUUAUACUCACAGACCAGAUAACAACAGCCUAGACAGAGUGAUGGCUUCCAAAGGAAUGCGCCAUUUCUGCCUUAUUUCAGAACGCUUGGUUUUUUUCAGUCUUCUUGCAACGAUCAUCUUAGGGGCUGUUUCCUGGCAGUCAUCGAAUGGACUCUUCAUUAGUAUGUUUCUGAUUGUUUUACCACUGGAAUCCAUGGCACAUGGUCUUUUUCAUGAACUUGGCAGCUGCUUGGGUGGAACAAGCGUUGGCUAUGCAGUUGUGAUUCCAACAAAUUUCUGCAGCCCUAAUGGUCAGCCCAUGCUUCUUCCCCCGGAACAUGUGCAAGAAUUAAAUUUACGGUCAACAGGAAUGUUAAAUUCUAUCCAGAGAUUUUUUGCCUCUCAUAUGAUUGAAACAUAUGGAUGUGACUACUCUACAAGUGGGCUUAAUUUGGAUACACUACAUGCAAAGCUAAAGUCAUUUCUUGACUUGAGAACAUCUGAUGGACCUAGACAUGAUACAUACAUAAUAUACUACAGUGGACAUUCACACAGCACUGGAGAGUGGGCAUUAGCUGGUGGUGAAACGUUACGCUUUGAUACUCUUUUGGAAUGGUGGAGAGAGAAGAAUGGUUCUUUUUGUUCACGACUUAUAAUUGUUUUGGACACAGAAAGUUCCCAGCCUUGGGUUAAGGAAGUCCGCAGAGUGAGAGAUCAGUAUGUUGCUGUGCAAGGAGCAGAGAUGGCAAGGGUUGUAGAUAUUGAAGAAGCAGAUCCUCCUCAGCUAGGGGAUUUUACUAAAGAAUGGGUGGAGUACAACUGCAAUCCUGACCACAAUAUAAAUUGGUCUGAAAAGGGCCGUACUAUAAAGGCAGUUUAUGGAGUAUCAAAGCCCUGGAGUGACUAUACUUUACAUUUACCAACUGGCAACGAUGUUACUAAACAUUGGAUGACCUAUUUCCCACGCAUUACAUACCCACUUGUUCAUUUAGCUAAUUGGUGUGGGGCUCUUAACAUGUUUUGGCUUUGUAAAAUUUGCUACAAGUGUUUAAAAAGGUUAAAAAUGAAUUGGUUCCUUCCAGCUGUACUUGAUACUGGACAAGGCUUUAAACUGGUCAAAUCUUAAGUUCUUUUAAGUUCUUCUAAAGGAAAACAUUUGUUAUUUCUUUCACACAGGGUGAAAAAUUAGGCGACAUUGCCACUCAACUUGUUAUAAUAAAAUGGUCGUAAUGUUGAACUGUGUUACUGACAGCAUUUGCAUGUGUAUGGGUGUAUGAGCAUAUACCUGUUUGUGUGUCUUUAUAAGAUGUGUGUCUAUAAGCAUAUGUUCAUUAGAUGGACAAUUUGACAGUAAAACUGCUGCUGUGUUUGACCAUAAGAUGGACUUUCUUCCAUAAUUUGCAACAGGCAGUGCUUCAGAAAUUAUGCAGCCAUCCAAAAGAACAUUGGAUAUAACAUGGCACAAAAUGAGUGCAGUAUUUCAUGCUCCAUCUAUGUAACAUUGUGUGCAUAUAUAAAAUAGGACAUAUGGUGGCAUGUUUAUUGAAAUUCAAACUAGGGAAAUCUGAAUCCUAUUAACGCUAAAAUGUUCCAGACUGUCAGAAAAGUGUUUGACUCAAGUGACAGAUUUAUUAUAGCAGAUCCAUGAGUCAGUUGGUCUGAAUGGGAUCGGCUGCUUUAAACAGGUGUUCUAGCUCAACGGCAACUUAAAGCCCAGGAAAAUAAUUAUCCGUGCUAGGAAAACUUUUCUUUUGUUUACUUAAUAGAUCCUCCCCAUUGUUUUAAAUGUAAGUGCACACAUGUAAAAUGUAAUAACAGGUAUUGGACCUGUUGUCCAGAAUACUCUAAAGCUUGGGUUUUCCAGAUAAGGGAUAUUUUUGUAAUUUGGAUCUCCAUACCUUAAAGGAGAAGAAAACCCUGUAGGAAAAAAACCCGUAGCCCCAUGCCCCAUACUUUAUACUUACCCCUCAUCGCAGAUUCUGGCAGCGGACUUCACGGCAUCCAACUUCCAGGUCCUCGGUAAGCUGACUGGGAGAUCAGUAUGUUGGCGCAUGCGCAGUUGGAGCAAUUUGCCGAUCUGAGACAACAGCGCAUGCGCUGAAAUUGAUGGAGAUUGCCGAUCUCCCAGUCGGCUUACCGAGGACCCGGAAGAUGGAUGCUGUGAAGUCCGCUGCCAGAAUCUGUGACGAGGGGUAAGUAUAACGUUUGGGGCAUUUCCCCGGUAGGGGUUCAGUUAGCCUGGGGAAGGGGGUUCUACGUGGGUUGGGGGGUCCUCGUGUUUUUUUUGUUUGUUUGUUUGUUUUUUUACAGGGUUUCCUUCACCUGUAAGAUAUUUAAACUUUAAUUAAACCCAACAGGAUUGUUUGGCCUUUAAAAUGGGUUAAUUAUAUCUUGGUUGGCAUCAAGUCCAAAACAUUUGAACUAUUUGCUUAAAAUGGAGUCUAUAGGAGACUGCCAUUCCAUAAUUUUGAAGAAAACGGGUUUCUGGAUAAAGUAUCCCAUACCUGUACUGUUAUUUGUCCAUAUUUUUGCUUUGGCUGCCAUCACUUGUAGCCAGACAUCAUUGGUGGCCUUUUUUAUUGUGGAAGUGUAAAAAUCUGCCAUACUAGUAAUACAUUAGAACAGUGCUGUCCACCAUAUUACACACAGUGGGCCAAUUGUAUGGAGGGCCAGACUGAAUUAAAAUGUUGAUGUCUGUCAUACGGUGAAGUAUAUGGAGCCUGUGAGCAGACUGAGGGCCAUAAAAAUCCUUUGGAGGGCCCACUGUUGGACAGCCCUGCACUAGAUUAUCCUUGUUUUCUUAACAGUAGUACAACAGAACAUAUAGGCAAGAGCUGAACCAUUCUUAAUUGAAGUACAUAAUAAAACAAUUCUCCAUUCUUGUUUUAUAUUUGGAUAUAUUUAUUUAGAAUAUUCACAGCCCAAUUAAUAUUACAGUUCCCCAUUAAUACAGGUGUUAGGUCCAUUAUUAAAAGUAGUUAUAACCUGCUUUUUUCCCCACAUAGUUUUUUUCUGUAAGAAAUUGUUGGUUUAAGUAGGAGACUUUUGGAAAUAGCAUUGCCAUUUUUGAAGCCUAAAUAAAGGGUUUGUAGAAAAUAUCCAUACCACAGUACAUUACCUUCAGUACAUUUUUGUGUAUUUUUAACAUUUACUAAAAUUAUAGUAUUUGGCAAAAAUGUAUGUUGAAUUCAGUUAGCAAGCAAUUUUAAUCGCAUGGCUUUCUUGCCGCCUGAACAAACGUUUGCAAAUGUGUUACGUGCUGCAUAUUACAGAUAUUAUUAUUUUGGAUUCUUCCCUAUAGAUAAAGCAACCAAUACCAAGGAUAACAACAGACAGAACUCAGGGAUGAACAUGCCAUUUGACAUCUUUAAACAAUGUUUUAUGCCUUGUUUACCAUCGAAUCUAUGCAAUGUAUUUAACACUUUCAGGGCAGAGUGCUCACAAAUGAUUCUUGUUUAUAUGUAUCUGUAUGUUUCAGACAGUUUUACGCAAUGUUCUGUCGCACAAUGUUGAUUGCUUCUUUUGUCUUCGUGUUUUUUAAUAUGUUCAAAGAAAGAUUAGUUAAACAAAUAUAUUUGAUAUCUUAAAGCUUUAUUUGUGUAACUGUAAAUAAAACGUAAUUCAGUUGAAAUGAAUUUGCUUCUUUAGGAAUUUAUCAGUAUACACUUUGUAUCCAGCAUUCAUAAAUUAUUUUUUUUAAAAAUGGCAGUUCUAGAUACUUUUUCAUUUUUUUGAAAAAUUAUAAAACCAACGUACACUGCCCCUUAGUGAAAGUCAAACACAGAAAGUGGUAAUUAUUUUCACUGGUCCUAUUUAUUCCAAUAAAUUGCAAUUUUAAAACAA